CUAUAGCGCGCAAAGAGUAUAUUGAAAGAAAAAGAAAAAAUAAUAAUAACAAAACAAAAUGUCAGCGGCUAAUGAUAGUGAUCCUCUAUCUGAUUCUCUUAUUAAUAAUUUCUGUAUGGACAAUCAAGGAAAAGGCCAUGGAAAAUUGUGUAGCGACAAAAAUAAUUCAAGUUUUUUUGUUCCAGACUUACACACUCGUAGUUUUAAACAAUAUUUUGACAAAAAACUAGUUGAAUAUGAUGAGCAGCACCAAGGAUCUCAACGUAAACCGUGGACGCAAGAAAGAACCCGGGAGAUUAUAGAUGCAAUAAAAAAUGGUAGAGUAAUUAUGAAUUCUGGACAGAGAAGAACUGCUAUGGAGUAUUACUGGAUGUCCAAGUACGAUAUAAUACAGGCCGGAAAUGAAGAUUAUUUGAUAUCAAAGCAACAGUCGCCUACAGGACCCAUAGUAAGAAUUAUACCUAGAGAACAAUAUUUCGAUAUUCUGAACCAAGUCCACGAGUCCUGCGGUCACGGGGGACGCGAUAAAAUGUUGUUUGAUAUAAAAAACAAAUAUUAUAUUCCAAAGAAAGCUGUAGAAAUGUUCGUAUCACUUUGCCCUGUGUGCGAAUCAAAGAGGAAUGUAUCAAAACGAGUCAUUUUGUCACGAUCUAUUGCAUCACGUGAAUUUAAUUUAAGAGGCCAAAUCGAUCUAAUAGAUUUCCAGUCAUGCCCCGAUGGUGACUACAGAUGGCUGCUAACAUAUCAUGAUUAUUCUACAAAAUUUCUCAAUCUUCGUGCACUCAAAACAACAGACCCCGUUGAAAUUGCUUCUGAAUUGGUUAAAAUAUUCUUAAUUUUCGGGGCACCCUGUAUAUUACAGUCUGACAACGGACGUGAAUUUCCUAGGAGUGUAAUCGCUGAAUUGUCAGCGAUGUGGCCUGACUGCAAAAUUGUACAUGGAAGCCCCAUUUGUCCUAAACAAGAUGGCGACACAAUCUACCAAGACGUAGAAAGAACAUUACAAGCCUGGAUGAAAGAAAAUAAUCGUACGGACUGGUCUGUUGGCUGCUACUUUGUACAGUAUAAUAAGAAUGCAGCAAUCCACAAUAUGAUUAAAAGAACCCCAUAUAAAGCAGUAUUUGGAUGUGAACCGAAAGCUGGUUUAAGUGCAUCAGACUUUCCAGCGUCAGCACUAGAAACCAUUGAAACAGAGGAACAGUUGGAAGCUCUAUCUGAGCAGCAGUCCGCUGAUGCUGCUUCUAGUGACAAUUCUAAUGACAAUGAUGACAAUCUGAAGGCCUUUAACUCACCUGAUGUCAAAGUUGAAAAUUUUGAAUCAGUCACUAAUAAUAUCAAAAUUGAGAUUGACAUAUGUGAAGAGCGGAUGUGUGAAACUUACGACAAUACACUUGAAGCAUCUAAAUAUGAUGAUGACAAGAGUGAUAGUCUCGAAAUUAAGGUUGAACCAGAUAUACAUAUUGAAAGCUAUGCACCUCAAGCACUAAAACGGCCAGCUGAGAAUACGAUAGAAACUACAAUUGUAAAGUUGCCAAAAUUAGAAAUUGGUACUGACGUCAUCAUUAAUAUUCCCAAAAGAGUAAAAAAUGUGCAAGGAAAGAUCGUAGACAUUAGUAAUGGCGUUUAUAGAAUUGGAACGAAAAUGGGUACAAUCAAAGAUUGGUUUUUAAGACAAGAUCUGCAUAUAUCGCCUAUAGCAUAUGGUAAUGUGAUAUCCGACACUCAAAUCUCUAUAAGUGAAGCUGUGGCAAACCAGAGAGUGUUUGACGGCCAGAUGUUCCCAAAGUGUGCAUGUAAGCCCAACACGAGUCAGUGCAGAAACAAUAGAUGUGCUUGUUUUAAAAACAAAGUUCGCUGUGGCACUAAGUGCCACGGUCGUUUAUCUUGUACAUUAAAUAAAAUGAGUAAUGAUUUAGAUAAUUUAUUUAAACCAAUAGUAGUUGUAACAGGAUUUGGGCCUUUUUUAAACCAUCCUAUAAAUGCUAGUUGGGAGGCGGUAAAACUGAUGAACAAAGAAGAAAUCGAGAAGAAACAUAACGUGGAACUUGUGCUGAUAGAAAUACCAGUGACGUAUGAGAAUGUGGAUGAGUUUGUGCCCGCUAUAUGGGAGACUCAUGAACCUAAAUUUAUGCUACACGUUGGAGUGUCAGGAGCAGCUGAUAAAUUAACACUAGAGACGCAAGCACACAAGAAAGGUUACCAGCGUAUGGAUUACUUCGACAAAGUUCAGCCCAUGUGCUCUGCCGAGGGCGCCAUGAGGCUGUACACCAAGUUGAAUGUGGAGAAGAUAUGUAAACAGUUCAAUGAUGGAAAUCCACCUGAGGAGAACACUGCCGCUGUGCCAUCCAAAGAUGCUGGGAGAUACAUAUGCGAAUAUACAUACUACACGUCGCUAAGUGUGGACAACACUAGAACACUCUUCGUCCACGUGCCAGACUUCCAGGUGUACUCCUCGGAGCAGACAGCGAGAGGCCUAGAACGUAUCCUCGACCUGUGCAUGGAGCAGAUAAACGACUUGGAUUUGACCAAAACAACUGAAGAUGUACAAAAUAUCGACCUAAGUGCUGAUAAAGACAAUGAAGUAUAGUUCCUUAUUACAUUUUGUUAAGUAAUUUACUAGUGUAUAUAAUCAUUAUUAUAGAUCAAAUAUUUAUAAAA
Achroia grisella is the source of this 2658-nucleotide messenger RNA. RefSeq lists its product as uncharacterized. Gene Ontology annotation, cellular component: cytosol. Gene Ontology annotation, biological process: proteolysis; DNA integration. The transcript is spliced from 5 exons. Bases 59 to 2587 code for a protein of 842 amino acids. Lineage: Eukaryota; Metazoa; Arthropoda; Insecta; Lepidoptera; Pyralidae. Gene Ontology annotation, molecular function: nucleic acid binding; pyroglutamyl-peptidase activity. The record is from RefSeq and is a predicted model, not a curated record.